Pleuronectes platessa (European plaice) is the source of this 4928-nucleotide messenger RNA. RefSeq names its product cadherin-18. Gene Ontology annotation, molecular function: calcium ion binding; cadherin binding. The record is from RefSeq and is a predicted model, not a curated record. Bases 675 to 3908 code for a protein of 1077 amino acids. The transcript has 12 exons. Gene Ontology annotation, biological process: multicellular organism development; cell morphogenesis; cell-cell junction assembly. Lineage: Eukaryota; Metazoa; Chordata; Actinopteri; Pleuronectiformes; Pleuronectidae. Gene Ontology annotation, cellular component: adherens junction; catenin complex; plasma membrane.
GAGCCAGUGGGAGUGGGGGAUACACACUUCCUUGUCCUCAGUGUUAGGCAGAUGUAGAGAGAGCAAGCAGCAUCGAGAGACAGAUGAGAGUGAAGCAGCAGGGCGAGUUGGAGCCUGAACACAUCUGUCUGCACAAGGAAAGAAGACAUUUGAUGAGCCCAGACCCAACCAUCUGCACCCGACUUUUGUUUUCAACAUCAAAACACACUUCUGGCAGAUUUUGGCCAGAUGAGAUAUUGCUGUGGCGGCAUUGAUGUGGUGUUGAAGCACAAGUACGCCAUGGACUUAAGUUGUACCUACUUGGAUCCUAAUUUUACUUUUGGACAAGGGCUGUUUCUAGUCUGAACUUCUUAUUAAAAUCCAAAUGGACUUCAUGGGUAUGAACAACGUUAGGAGGAAGAAAAUGAAACCUCAAAUUCCAAGUAACAUCUAAUGUCCACACAUAUUUUGGGUUGUGAACCAGAUUAUGGAGAUGGUUUUUAUAUUUCUGAGGGAACUGUAUAAAAUUAUUCUUUGGACUGCACCAUGUGGGCAUUCCUGGAUACGCUGCACUGGAAAAAGGACUGCAAACCUGAGGGUUUGAGUGUAUUUGCGGGCGUGUUUGUGUUUUCCCAAGGUGGUCUAACACAGUGGAGGUGAGAGGGGAACACAUUUGCAGACCAUUUUUCUUUACAAUGAGAGUUCCAGCCAGUGCGGCUGCAGUUUCCUGUCUUUGUCAUCUGGUGGUCUUCCUAUGUGUUGUCUCCCAGAGCUGUUAUGGGACCCGGGUCAAUCUGAGCCCUCAAACAAAACCCAGCCUGUACCCAAACCAGAGACUGAAAUCAGUACCUGAACCAACCCCUAUCCCAAGCAAAAGUCCUGAAAAACAUAAGACGGCUCUGAUGCCCAGCCAACCCUUGAGCUCUGCCAAAUAUGUCUGGAGCAAGUUUCAGUUAAAGCCAAGACUUGAUAUUAUGUUCUAUCUCACAGACCCCCACAUGCCUAACACACCCAACAUUCCAUCGGCAAUCUCUCAGGCUGAAUCAAGCUCAAACACUAGACUCAAACACAGUUCUGAUUCAAAGCAAGGGCUGCCAUACAAAUCAACAUCUCAGCCGGUGUCAAGAUCCACCUUGAACAAUCCCAAGCAAGCUUCAAACAUCAACUACAAAACCGAACCAAAACCAAGGCUUGGAUCUUUGUUUCAGCCUAAGCCUAAGGCAGGUCCCAACUCCGAGGUAGUGACUGGGCCUAAAACUAAUCUUGAGUCAGUCCCAAGGACUAAAUUAUCUUCUAAUCAAAGGUCCAACACAUCCGAUAGGAUGAGCCCAAGCACCUCCUACAAUGCCAGCCCAGCUUCACUAUCCAAUCCGAAGUCUAAUUCCAAAGUCAGACCUUCUUCACAAACAAAUACAAAUGCCAAAUCGGACGCAAAGAUCACCCCCUCAAUCUCCAGAACAACCACAAGAGCACAAAGGAACCAGACCAAGUUGUUGGACACAGACAAGGAUUCUCACCAUCGGCCCAAGAGAGGCUGGAUCUGGAACCAGUUCUUUGUUCUCGAGGAACAUAUUGGACCUGAGCCUCAGUAUGUCGGAAAGCUCCACUCCAACUCUGACAAGGGCGAUGGCUCUGUGCGAUACAUCUUGUCCGGUGAGGGGGCCGGGUCCGUCUUUAUCAUCGAUGAAACAACGGGUGACAUCCAGGCUGCCAAGAGCCUGGACCGUGAGAGGAAGUCCCAGUAUGUCCUACAUGCAAGGGCCAUCGAUCGGCAGACAAACCGCUCACUGGAGGCAGAGUCAGAGUUCAUCAUCAAGGUCCAGGAUGUCAAUGACAAUGCUCCAAAAUUCCCUGAUGGACCGCUCUCAGCCACUUUGCCCGAGAUGUCUGACGUUGGAACAUCCGUCUUUCAGGUGAAAGCCUUGGACGCAGACGACCCUACCUACGGGAACAGCGCCAAAAUAGUUUAUAGCAUCCUGGAGGGACAACCCUACUUUUCUGUUGACCCCAAGACAGGUGUCAUCCGAACAGCAAUGUCCAACAUGGACCGAGAGACAAGGGAUCACUACGCUCUGGUGAUCCAGGCCAAAGACAUGGCCGGCUCUGUUGGAGGACUGUCUGGAUCCACUAUGGUCAACAUCACCCUCACGGAUGUCAACGACAACCCCCCAAAGUUUCCACAGAAGAGUUACCAGAUGUAUGUACCAGAGCUGGCUCCAUUAGGGAAGACAGUGGGCCGGAUCAGAGCCAACGAUGAGGACGAGGGGCAGAAUGCGGAGAUGACCUACAGCAUCACUAAUGCAGACGCAGCCUCCAUCUUCACCAUCACCACUGAUGCUGACGGCAGAGAGGGAAUCAUUCAUCUCAAGCAGCCUCUGAACUAUGAGAAGAGAAAAGUGCACACACUCAAUAUUGAAGGCUCCAACACACACCCAGACUCCCGCUUCUCCCACUUGGGACCAUUUAAGGAUUCCACAUCGCUGCGGGUCAUUGUGGGGGAUGUGGAUGAGCCUCCUGUCUUCUCCAUGGAUUACUACAUUAUGGAUGUGUAUGAAAACUCACCUGCCGGCACCCAGGUUGGCACUGUGACUGCCGUGGACCCGGACAGCACCAACAGCGCUGUCAGGUACUUCAUAGACAAUGAAGAGGAUAGACCUUUGUUUUUCACCAUUGGGGUGAACAGCGGCAUCAUCAGGACUACUGGGGUUCUGGACCGGGAAGAAAGGGCAUGGCACAACAUCACGGUGAUGGCUGCAGAAGUUGAUAACCCACGUAUGGUGAGUCAUGUCCCCGUCACCAUCCAGGUCCUGGACGUCAAUGACAACGUUCCGUCCAUCUCUGGGGGCAGCAGUGCCGUCAUAGUGUGCACGAGCACCAAGAAUGGACAGGUGAUUCAAACCAUCCGAGCAACAGAUCUGGACAACUUUGCGAAUGGAAAGUUCUCCUUCUAUGUGCCUGCUGAGCAGCCAGUUGGUGGGAAUUUUACUUUGAAGGACAAUGGAGACAACACUGCCAGUAUAGUUUCUCGUCGACGUGAAGGUUUCAGCCAGGACAGAGACCGGGAGUUCUUCAGCCUGUUGGUGGUGGUGGCUGAUGGCGGCGAGCCUCCUCUAAGCAGCACCACUACACUCUCCCUCAGGGUGUGUGUUUGUCAGGGGAACACCAGGGGUCGCAACAGCCACAACAUCUGUCAGGCCCAGGCCUUCCUGUCCUCAGCUGGUCUCAGCACAGGAGCCUUUGUUGCCAUACUGCUGUGUAUCGUCAUAUUAUUAGCCAUAGUGAUUAUGUUCACACAGCUACGAAAUAAAAAGGCGAGCAAAGAACCCUUGAUUCUGUCUGAAGAAGACAUCAGAGAAAACGUGGUGACCUACGACGACGAAGGAGGCGGGGAGGAGGACACUGAGGCCUUUGACAUUGCUGCCCUUCGAAAUCCCAAAGUCUCUGAGUCUCACAGGUUGUUCCACGCCUACCUCGGCCAAAGACCAAGCCUAUGCAGAGAGGAUGAAGAGUUCGAGGAUGAUGAGGAGGGGUCUGUGGUGGUGAGGAGGAGGAGAGCUCAGCAGGUAGAUUAUGGGAACUACAGCCCGGAGUCAGAACCUGCCUGGUUCAUCAUUGACUGCAUUCCUCGAGAGCUCAGCCAAUCAGCUCCUUCGCUUCUACUGGAUGGUCACGACAUAAUUCAGCAGAUCCUCCAGCAAAAGGUGACGGAGGCGGACUCGUACACGCGCGGCCCACCGUACGAUUCACUUCAGACAUACGCCUAUGAAGGGCUUGGCUCCUUGGCCGGGUCAGUCAGCUCUUUGGGCCUGACAGCGGGUGUGCCCGAACUAAACUAUGCGGACUUUGAGGACUGGAACCUAGAGAGGGAAACACUGGAGCAAGUAGCGGGAGAUAAUCUGGCUUCAGGCCAAGCUAACACAGAAUCCUGAAGAAAUCAUCCAAAAGUUCCUUUUUUUACUUUUGGCCAGAUUAUUACUUGUGCCAUUUAAAGUGCGAGGAUACAAAAUUACUGCUGCAAAAGUCUGGCAAUCAGGAACUGUGGUGUUGUGUUUAAUCUGUGGAUAAGCCAUUUCGAUCCAACAGCAGAGAAGAACACACUGGCUGAGGGGAAACUGGGAUAAUACUCUUGCUUGAGUGCUGCCAUGAGGGACAGAAUGCUAAACGGCAGAAGACAAGUGUUUUAAAAUGAAAAGUCUAUUUGCAUACACUUUUCUCCCUCUGCUCUGCUUGUUAGGUGAGUGAGUGUGAAAAGUACAGCUAGUCCUAAACCCAAAGGACUCUGCUCUUUAUCUUAGCUGUUGCUGACACUCCAGUCAUUUAAAGCACGGUGACCCAGGGUGUGAGUUCUACGUCACCAGUCUGAAAAUUAAGUUUUAUUGAUUUGUUUUGAGAAUUAUUAAAACAAUCAUGAGGCUGGCUGGGAUAAUGUGAUAUCUGUAAACAAAGAGAAAGCUGGUGGUCUUACAGACAAGUGCACUCAAAGUAAGUUACAGACCCUACCCCUAAUAAUUGUUUUAUUUUAUUUAUUAUUAUUAACUAAUUCUUAAAAGUCAAAUUUAAUUAGAAUUUCAGUUCUUCCAAUAUGUUUACCUGCACAUAGUGUGAAUAGGACCCUGAAACAUCAGCUUCCUGGGCAAUGCUAAUUAGCUAAUCCACAUUUCAGUUUCAUGAUCAUGAUCAAACUUAACCCAUCCGAAGCUUUCAUAAAUGCUAAAUGUUAAAUGUUUUCCCCAAUUUUAAGAAGACAUGUUAUGCUUAUAUUCAGGUUCAUAAUACAAAUUUUGGUUGUAUUUUGUAAUACUUCACAUGUUCUCAUGUUCAGAAAAACAGGAAAUAAAUAUUGGAAAAGCAAAAUAUGUCUAGAGGACUUUGAAGGCAUCAAUCUCUGAAUUACCCUCGUUAUAAAAUCUUUCUGUUUUUAACUGGUUUUGAUCCUUCAAUUCAUCCAC